This is a messenger RNA of Biomphalaria glabrata, 2652 nucleotides long. RefSeq lists its product as uncharacterized. The transcript is spliced from 8 exons. The record is from RefSeq and is a predicted model, not a curated record. Lineage: Eukaryota; Metazoa; Mollusca; Gastropoda; Planorbidae. The coding region runs from base 175 to 1335 and encodes 386 amino acids.
AUCUAGACUUCUCAAUACUAAUAGUAUUCUAUUCUCCUGUCUGUGGUAACGGUUCCGCCAGGCUCAGUAACUGAGCCACAUGUGAAGGCCAGGAGUUGUCAGAGUCUAGGCUAUUUGAGACGCAUGCCAUUGGAAGCACUUAAUAGGGCUAAUCCUGUGGUCAUGUUGUAUUAAAUGGCCAAUUACAGUGAAUUCAACAAUAAUAACUAUCUUCCUGGUUUGUACAAUGAAAUGGCUGCUACCGUUUUUAACAACUUUUCAUCAGUACAUCGCAGUCCUGUCUUAUCUCAGAAUAGUUUUACUUUUACUUCACCAACACAAGGUAUUACAUUAGCUACACAUAGACCCAGCAUUCAGACAACUAGUCCAAUAAGUAACAUGAGUGCCCCUGGAGUGGGUACAUCUUGGCAACAUUCAAUUCCAGUAACGAUGCCAUGGGCUGAUGUGGUCAAUCUUAGAGGAGCAGGAACAACUACUGUUUUUACAGGUGUUCCAGUACCUGCUUUCCCAGAACUACCACAGAGCGUCAAUGUACUAGCACCAGUUAAAUGUCCAAAAAGGAAAGCACUGGACUUGCCAGAUGAGGCACCAUUAUCAAAGGUGUAUCUUUGUGCUGAUCAGUUUGCUCAUAUGACUAUAACUUCACAAGAUCAGUCGGUUUUAACUACUCCAUCAGUGGCAGGGGACAACACAAAUGUGCAAGUCUUUUUUGGCUCAAGGGAAAGUCAAUGUCAGAGUGAUGCUAGUGCCUGGCAGAGAUUUAGAGAAAUUGAAAAUAGGUUAGAGGUUGAAUUAGAUGAAGAUUUUGAUGGAAAUCUAGGUCAGACUAAUAAUAUGGAACAAGAUGGACCAAGACUUACUAUUGUAGAUGGCAUUUUAGAAUCAACAAAAAGACAAUCACCUAUUUUACCCCGGAAAGUAAUGGAGGAUAUCACCAAACCUUGUAUGCAAAUAGUUCUUUGGAAGUCUCCAGGUGAACUUGUAAGGGAGGUUGCUAAAGAAGAAAGUCAAACCAAAACUUCCUCCUCCUCCACAACAACUACAUUAACCAAUAGUCAGACAUUGGGCACCUCAGCCAGUCCAGCAGAUGGAGGCAGCUCUUGUACUGUCAAUGCUGGCAUGGGAACCAUUCCAGAAUCAUUCUUGUUCAACACAAGUCAUGCUUCAGUUUCCCAGUCUUGUAUUGGUACUAACUUUCAGAGUACUGCUAGUGUCUCAACAUCAUUGCCUCCUUCAUUUAGUCCAUUGUCAUCUCCACCUGACAACAGUUUUAAUCAAAUUUCAAAAGGCUUCAGUAUGUUUGAAACUAUAGAUGAUGAUGAUAUGCAGCUGUGAUUAGAAAUAUUUUAAUAGCUAGACUUCACAAUGUUCUUGGCCAUCCAACAUGUGUUGUUGCAUUGGACAUUAAGGAACAUAAAUCUUUGAGAUUUUCUUUAAACUUCCUCAUGAAAAGUGAAGCUUCCAGUCACAUUUAGUUUAUUUAAAAAAAAAAUAGAAACAUGGUUAGAAAAUCCAGUAGAACAUUAAACAUUAAUAUAUAGUAGCAGAGUAAAUAAGCUCUUGUGUUUUGAAAUAUUUGUUUUUAUCAAUAAUAAUUGUAUGUUAUUUAUAAUUAUAUAAACUAGAAGCUUGGCGGAAUAAAAAUCAAAGCAGGAAAUAUUCCACUUGCCUGUGAAGUAAAUUUAAUUUUCUACUUUCAGUUGUGGCACUAUUAAAGAUCACAAAUCGCAGAGUUCUAUCAUUGCUAGUCUAUUACCAAGUGAAGAUUAAAGAAAAAAAAGUCUAAGGGUACCUAUCUUGUAUCCAACCAUAGUUGAGUGGUCAAUUUCUAAACUGAGAGAAAUGCUCAUUAACAUGUUAUACAUUACUUAUUGUUGGUUCACUUCUACUUUGACAAAUUUUGUUAAGUUCCACUUUUAAUAAGUUGGUGCUCAUUAACUCUUUCUCUCCGUAAUUAUUUACCACAUUCAGGUGGAAUCAACGUUGGUAUCGUCUGUUUGGAGAGUUAACCCAUGAUCACCAGUGAUUUAGUAAAGCUUAUUUUUUUAAUUCCUUUUAGAUCAAUUAUCUAUAUCUUUAUGAAUCAUGGAUACUUUAGUAUUUUUGUUCUUAAGUAGUAGUGAGAAUUACUUUUCUAGAAAAAAAAUAAAUUAAUUACAUUUGUAUUAAAAAAAAUCAUUCUUCAUUAUGUAAAUACUGUAUAAAGAUUUUGAUAAUAACAUGCAUAAAAGAUUUUCCAAUAUUUCUAAAAGCUUGUAGACUGGAAUAAGGCCAACAUUUUGUGGAAUGGGAUAAAAGUUUCAUUUUUAAUUUACCUGUACUGGUGUGUUUAGCUUUCUUUUCCAUUUUUUUGUUGAAUGAUAAAAUAUAUCAACAAAUAAGUCAUUCAUGUUUGUUACUUGGCCACUGGCAUGAUUGUUUUUAAUGUUAUAAAAGCUCAUUCAUAUACCUUUUGGUGGUAAAGAAUGUAAUGUGUAUCAUUCAACAUCUGAAUCUAAGUCUGCUUUAACUUCAGUUUAUUGGUGGCCGUAAUGGUUAAAACAAACCAAAAAUAUGAUGUAAGGAUUUUUUUAAAUUAAUGAUUUUAUUGUUAAUGUUAUUCUUUUCAAAUGAAAUUUUAUGGUCUAAUGAAAUAAAUGGAUUUAAUGAAAU